UUUUGUUUUUAAUUGUAUUGUUUUGUUGUCGACCGGCUUCGCGUUUCUCUCACCGUCUUCGCUAGACAUGGCGCUCGAUGCUUAUGCUUCGUCGAACCCUAAUCAGGUUCACUCAGAUGUUCUUCUUAAAUCUAGAGAUGCUUGCUACAAGGCGAGAGAUGCUUUUUACGCUUGCCUGGAAAAGGAAUCUGGAAAGAAACUCACUGAAAUCGCUUCCGUGGGUCUUCUCUACCCGAAGGAGUGCAGCAAUUCCAGAACAGAGUUCGUCAAAAACUGCCGCUCCUCUUGGGUGAAGCAUUUCGAUAGGGAGUAUUGCCGGAACAAGAGAGUGCAAAGACUGUUGGAUGAUGGAGACGAGAGGAAAGGUCCAAUGUCACUUCCUCAGCCUUACACUUUCAAGCCUUCCCCUCCCGCUUAGAUUACUUUCCUUUCCUGGUCUGUAAGAUAACAAUGGCCAUUGCACUCACCGAGUCGUUCCUUGAAAUCAAAUACUGUUGGUGAAACAUGGGAGUUAUUUUCUUUGCCUAUAGUUUGACUUGUUUUAUAGCUCUCCUAAAAGUAUUGUCUUUAUUUGAGUUGUAAGUCUACAACAUUGGAAUAAAAGGGAGCAUUUCAAGAACCUGAUUCUUUGCUUUUAUGUUUAUUGCUGCCCACAAUGUUUGUUGAUA
Messenger RNA from Eutrema salsugineum, 668 nucleotides. RefSeq lists its product as uncharacterized. The transcript has 4 exons. Gene Ontology annotation, cellular component: respiratory chain complex IV; mitochondrion. NCBI's taxonomy places the organism in Eukaryota, Viridiplantae, Streptophyta, Magnoliopsida, Brassicales, Brassicaceae. The record is from RefSeq and is a predicted model, not a curated record. Bases 68 to 418 code for a protein of 116 amino acids.